AUGUUCUGGUUCACGCAAGGACUCUGCUUCCUGCCGGUGUUUUUGGUCAUCUGGUCCUCCUGCACUUUUGUUAUCUCCUAUGUUAUUGCGCUUUUCAGGCAAGAUGUCGAUAUAAUCUUCCCGUAUAUAAGUGAUACAGGCGCAAACCCCCCAGAAAGCUGCAUUUUUGGCCUGAUGACCUUCAUUUCUGCAUGUGCAGGAACAGCCACAAUUUAUGCGAGAUACAAGUUUGUGGAAAAGCUAAAUGAGGACACCCGUGUGGUGAGACCAUGCCUCAAUAAAGUCACUCUUUUUCUUGGGAUGAUGUCCUGUCUGGGAAUGUGUGUUGUUGCUACUUUCCAGGAAACCGCUGUGACACCAGUCCACGAUUUCGGAGCCCUGCUGUUUUUCGUCUCUGGUGUCCUCUACAUAAUCCUCCAGACUGUGAUGUCCUUUCAGUCCUAUCCAUUUGGGCCCUCCAUGGCUGUGUGUGGAGCCCGUUUGGGCAUCGCAGUCCUCGCCGCUGUGGCCUUCUUCCCCACUGUCAUCUGCGCCUUUUUUGUUGAACAAACCACAUUGCACAGACAUGCGGAGGACAAGGACUAUCCCUUCCACCUGGCCAGCGCUGUCUGUGAGUGGGUGGUGGCCUUCAGCUUCGUCUGCUUCUUCCUCACGUACAUCGAUGACUUUAAGCUGUUUACCCUGAAGGUGAAAACGGAGUUUGCGGAAUAG
Messenger RNA from Menidia menidia (Atlantic silverside), 711 nucleotides. The record is from the annotation of a GenBank genome assembly. NCBI's taxonomy places the organism in Eukaryota, Metazoa, Chordata, Actinopteri, Atheriniformes, Atherinopsidae.